UCAGUCACUGCAGUCAGGCAGAGAAGGGCAGCUUGUGACCAGAAGCAGCAGGAGAAACCCAGUGCUCCGCCAGAUCAAAUAAAAACCGAACGCAGCGUCUCCAGUGUCCCUCCAGCCUCUCCAGACGCAAUGGACUGCGGAGUCGUCACGUCCAAGACCAUCCUCCUCUUCCUCAGCCUGGUUUUCUGGGCUGCUGGAGCAGCGUUGGCCUACGUUGGUGCCUACAUGAUCCAGAGCUAUGACAACUUUGGCAGUUUCAUUCAGGACAAGCACACGCUGAUCCCAGCAGCGAUCAUUAUCGGCAUCAGCGUGGUGAUGUUUGUCUUCGGCCUGGUGGGAUGCUGCUCCACGCUUCGCGAGUCUAAAUUCGGCCUCGGCUUUUUCUUUCUGAUCAUCAUGGUGAUCUUUGCAGCUGAAGUGGCUGCUUUGGUGUUUAGCUUCAUUUACCAAGGGAAGAUUAAUGGAAGCCUGGAACGCCCUAUGAAUGAUGUCUUCUCAAGGUACGGUGGACCAGAAGCUGAAACCAACGCUAUAAACCUGCUGCAAACUGAGUUGAAGUGCUGUGGUGUCCACAACUACACCAGCUGGUCCAACACUACCUGGUUUAGCAGCCACAACAACACAGUGCCUACAUCCUGCUGUAAAAACGCCACGCAGUGCACUGGCAGACUGGAUCAACCGGAUCUGCUUAACACAGACGGCUGUGAACCCAAGCUGGAGCGCCUCCUGCAGGAUGUGUUGAGAUAUGCCAUGCUGGUCGUUUUCGGUUUUGCCAUCAUCAAGUUCUUUGGGAUGCUGAGCGUUUGUGUGAUAACCUGUAGAACUGGCAGCCGGAGAAGUGGCUACCAGCCUCUGUACGCCUGAAGCACUUUCUGCAACCACCUAGUCUACUUCCAUCCCCACGUUUUGCUCCGCUAGGUUUGCUGACUGCUUACACUGCACUGUACAGAAGCCUCCAUUCACUGUGUAGAAAUUUGAUUCAAAUAUGGACGAGAGGAUCAUACCGGAGCAUUUCUCUACAGAUGAAAUCAUCAUACAGGUGCCCUCUGACUUGUUAAAUCAUUUUGUUGAAUGCGGCCUUCCUUUUAAUUUUCAGUUAUUACCUGAAUUUCCCACAUUGAAGAUGUGUAACCUACAGUUUUGAUCUGGCAAAGGCAGCCAGAUGUUUCUGUAAUGUCUCAGUCCAGUUGUGGCCUUUCUUUGGAACAGCCCAUAAGUAACACUGUAAAAGUAAUUAAAUCAUUGUAAAUGUUAAUCCCUCUUGAAGAGCUUUGGAUUUUGUUUGCUGAAAGCCUUAUUCUUCUGAGGCAGCAUCUCGCUUCCCACGUAGUCUGUAAAACCAGUGCUGCUGCUAAGACAUCAAAUGAGAGAAAAGAUCACAGGAAAGAAAUCUAUUUUGGACAUUAAGGUUUCUGCUUGUAAAUCUUACUGAGCCUUUUCCUCUGCAGCAUCCUGUAGAUUUUCUUUUUGAAGGACAUUACACUUCAGAAUGUACUUUAAUGAAUGACUUCAAAUGAUAUUUUAAGCUUUUUGUGAUUGUGAACAAAAAGACAGCGGUUUAAUGCCUUAUUUAAGGUUGCAGUAUUUAUAGCCAACUAAAUGAAUAUAUACACGUCAUUUUAUGGUCAGUUACCUGUAUUGAACUGGGUAGUGGUUCUACUUCUAGUUUGUUGUGUUUAUGUUUCUAAAUUAAAAAGGUGAAUAUUAUCACAAUA
Molecule: messenger RNA, 1715 nt
Organism: Amphiprion ocellaris (clown anemonefish)
Lineage: Eukaryota; Metazoa; Chordata; Actinopteri; Pomacentridae
Gene: tspan36
Product: tetraspanin 36
Exons: 7
Coding region: 130-864 (244 amino acids)
Biological process (GO): protein maturation; protein localization to plasma membrane; regulation of vascular endothelial growth factor signaling pathway
Cellular component (GO): membrane
Source: RefSeq, a predicted model, not a curated record